Molecule: messenger RNA, 821 nt
Organism: Anopheles funestus (African malaria mosquito)
Lineage: Eukaryota; Metazoa; Arthropoda; Insecta; Diptera; Culicidae
Exons: 2
Coding region: 223-798 (191 amino acids)
Source: RefSeq, a predicted model, not a curated record
GUUUAUCAGCUUUUCAGAAUUAUUUGUUAAGUAUAUUAAUCUGAGAGGAUCACGUGGAUCCUUUCAAACAGCAAACAUUAAUUACAAAUGUUUACUUUAUUUUGCUGCAUGUCUAGUGUAGAUCAGAUCAUGUGGACGUAUUAAGUUGAUGCACGUGCUGAUAAAUACCAACGCAAGGUUCUACUAAAAAAACGCACAUAAAUACUAAAUUUUGCAGUGAAAAUGUAUGUAGUAUUGCCAAAGUCUUCUGGCAUUGUAAAACCAUCGCCAAUGACAGGGUUAUGGAUCAUAAUUUUGCUGUAUUAUUGCAGUGCUGCGGUAUGUUGUAUAAAAAUAAAUUUCGAAAGCAUUGAGCAAACCUUUGGUGAAGAUUUUAUGGUGUGCGAUGUGCGGGUACGCAAGUUUAAUAGAACGAGCAGUGUUUUGAAUGGUACCUUCUAUGUUUUGCACGACACGACCAACGAUGUGAAGUACCAAGUUGAUAUGUACUACAGUCGUCUCGGUAAUCAACAAUAUAACUAUAUGCCAAUGAAACUACCGUCCGCCGGCAUAUGUGCAUUCGUUAAUAAUUUGCAUUCGUCUUUCCCUGAGAUAGCGGCGAUCUUCGUCAAUUUUCCUGGUGUCAAUGAGUGCCCUAUCACCGCCAGGGAAAUACACGUUUUAGAUCAAGAAUUUCCAUCGACGAUGUGGCCAGUGGUAAUGCAAAAAACGGGCCUGUGGAAGUUGGACAUAAUUGGUGUGUUAAGGAAAACGUCCCAUCUUGCAUUUAACAUCGUCCUGAGGGCUACCAAUGAUUGAGGGCUGUCGGAACCGUACAAAAG